This is a messenger RNA of Pteronotus mesoamericanus, 3310 nucleotides long. RefSeq names its product ST13 Hsp70 interacting protein (gene ST13). Gene Ontology annotation, molecular function: protein dimerization activity; Hsp70 protein binding. Lineage: Eukaryota; Metazoa; Chordata; Mammalia; Chiroptera; Mormoopidae. The transcript has 12 exons. The record is from RefSeq and is a predicted model, not a curated record. Bases 142 to 1227 code for a protein of 361 amino acids.
GGUCACGAGACCAUUGGUGGGCGGAGCCAGCGGCCGGGGAGGUUCUAGUUUGUUCUGCCUCGCGGCAGCCGCCCCCUUUUACACGGUCACGCCGAGUUAGCAACCUUAGCCGCGCUUGCUGCCUCCCGCUACUUUCCGGCCAUGGAUCCUCGCAAAGUGAGCGAGCUUCGGGCCUUCGUGAAAAUGUGUAGGCAGGAUCCGAGCAUUCUGCAUACCGAGGAAAUGCGCUUCCUGAGGGAGUGGGUGGAGAGCAUGGGAGGUAAAAUACCACCGGCUACUCAUAAAACCAAAUCAGAAGAAAAUAAGGAAGAAAAAACAGAUAGUAAGAAGGUGGAGGAAGACGUAAAGACAGACGAACCAUCAAGUGAGGAAAGUGAUCUAGAAAUUGACAAUGAGGGUGUGAUUGAAGCAGACACUGAUGCACCUCAGGAAAUGGGAGAUGAAAAUGUAGAGAUAACCGAGGAGAUGAUGGAUCAGGCCAAUGAUAAAAAAGUGGCUGCCAUUGAUGCCCUAAAUGAUGGUGAACUACAGAAAGCCAUUGAUUUGUUCACAGAUGCCAUCAAACUGAAUCCUCGCUUGGCCAUUCUGUAUGCCAAAAGAGCCAGUGUCUUCAUCAAAUUACAGAAGCCAAAUGCUGCCAUCCGAGAUUGUGAUAGAGCUAUUGAAAUAAACCCUGAUUCAGCUCAGCCUUAUAAAUGGCGAGGGAAAGCACACAGACUUCUGGGCCAUUGGGAAGAAGCAGCCCAUGAUCUUGCCCUUGCAUGUAAAUUGGAUUAUGACGAAGAUGCUAGUGCAAUGCUGAAAGAAGUUCAACCAAGGGCCCAGAAAAUUGCAGAACAUCGGAGAAAGUAUGAGCGGAAACGUGAAGAGCGAGAGAUCAAAGAAAGAAUGGAAAGGGUUAAGAAGGCUCGGGAAGAACAUGAGAGAGCCCAGAGGGAGGAAGAAGCCAGACGACAAUCAGGAGCUCAAUAUGGCUCUUUUCCAGGUGGCUUUCCUGGGGGAAUGCCGGGUAAUUUUCCUGGAGGAAUGCCUGGAAUGGCGGGAAUGCCUGGGCUCAAUGAAAUUCUCAGUGAUCCGGAGGUUCUUGCAGCCAUGCAGGAUCCAGAAGUUAUGGUGGCCUUCCAGGAUGUGGCUCAGAACCCGGCAAAUAUGUCAAAAUAUCAGAGCAAUCCAAAGGUUAUGAAUCUAAUCAGUAAAUUGUCAGCCAAAUUUGGAGGUCAAGCGUAAUGCCCUUCUGAUAAAGCAAGCCCUUGCUGGAGGAAAAGCAACUUGGAUCACCCAAUGGAUGUCGCAAUAAUACAAACCAGUGUACCUCUGACAUUCUCAUGAAGAAAGCUGGGGUGCGUUGAAGAGAAUCCCUACCCUCUGCCCCAAAUGCAUCUGUAACAUUUGGCAGUGGUUUGCCAUUAUAGUAUUCUUUCAGAUAAUGUUUUCCUACUAGGAAUUACAAAGCUUAAACACUUUUAAAUCUAAAAAGUAUUUAAAAACACAUUAAAAGGGUGUGUUAAACCCUACAUUUUUCUUUACUAAUCAUUUUGGUCUCUUCCUUUGAAUUAAUUGGGCAAAAGAUACUUCAGUAUGGAAGAUUUAUUGCUCAGUUUGAGUGAAAUAAAGAUUUAUUAGUGGGAGACAAAUACAACAUUUAAGUAGUUUGAGUUGAAUAUAUGGUUGCUGAGGCAUUUUGAUUUCUCUUUUUAAAUGCAUUAUUUGUUAAAAAAAUGAUUUAUUUCAAUAAAACUACUGGGACCACCAGUAUUGCAGUAGGACCUGGGUAGGGACUGGAAGUACUUGGUAGGGCAGCAGCAAUCGUACUACAUUUUAAAUAACAUGUACUCUUGUGCAGAUGCAUUUAAAUCUUACACUGUGGUGAAAGGAUGAUUUUUAUAAUGCUGCAGUAGAGGUGGAUUACUGAUCUCUGUUGUCUGAUAUAUAAAAUAAAUAAUAAAUGUUUCGUGUUAUUUCCACAGAGGAGAAAUAAGGAAAUACUUUUCUUUUUAUACUUCUAUGUUUAAAAUUAUCUCUUCUGGUCAAAAAAUACCCAAUUCUUUGUAGCUUUGUACUUUCUUUUACAUUUCCCUCCUCCUUACUCUUUGUGCUAACAAUAGUCCUUUUUCACUGGCAUCAUCGCUGCUGUCAUUCACAGCAUAACUGUGCAAGCAUAUUUAAUGCUGGGUUUAAUUUAAUAUGUAAUGCAUAUAACUAUGUAGAGUAAUACCCAUAACAGCUGCAGUUUUCUACUUGGCUAAGAGAUUUCAUACUUAAAUACUAGAUUUCUACUUGAGGAAAUUUUACCAUAUCAAAAGAUGUUGAAAGGAGUGAUUUACUUUGGUGUUUGGUCUUCUACUUAGGAAAUACCAGUUGAGUUUGUAUUUGGAGAGAGUACAAGGUUCUAAUUAAUUGAGAUAUGUAGAGGGGAACCUAAGUUUUUGAUCGAGCAUGAAUUAUAAAAUUGAUGAGAUCCAUGGUGGUUCUUCACUGUAGUGUUGUUGGUAUUACGAAAGACUCAUUGUUUUCCUAUUCAGUUCUUAAAUACUGCAACCAUAUUUCCAUCCCUCCUUCCCUCUUCAGGAUGAAGAUGAUAAAUUUUCUGUUGUAUAUUUAAUUCCUAUAUUAAGUAAAUCUAAGUCCCUGUACUGUACCAGGAAUUCCUAGGUUUCUACCUAAAAGCAGUUUUAAGGGAUGAGGCCCCCUGUACUUGCUUAUUUGAAGAAUCAGUGCUAAGAGCAGUGAAGUAAAUUCCAUGGAAUACAUUUUUGAAAUAGCAUAUAUCUGAAGUCUUAAUUGAUUCAGAUUCUAACCCUUUGCUGUACACAAGCGGAUAGAAAUGCAUCUGUUAUAUAAGUAAGAAAAAGCUGUAUGCUAAUCAAGCAUGCUUUUUAAACCUUUAAAAAUACUCAGCAUAUAAACUAGCAUUUGAGCUUGCCAGUGUCUUUUUGUUAAUGUGUGUUCUCUUUUCUCAAAAUUUCUAAUACACGCUGUGAAUAACUCAAGACCAGUUGCUUUUGAAUUCCUUAUUUGAUUUGGUUUAUUUAACUAUACGUUACGUAAGUAUGUUUUAACAUUGGAAAUACUACCAUAAAUGGGUAGAAGUAAAACUGGUUUUCUGAAAAUGUGUUCUGUGCUUUUAGAUUUUUAAGUUCCACAAAUAAAGAAAUGCUUUCAUUUUCAUAGAAAAUAUCAUUUAUAAACAAAUGUUCUUGUGCUAAUAAUGCUGUAAGAAGGAAAAGUGAAGGAGUUUUUUCUGCUUAAAAAUAUAUAGUUACUGGAUAUUUCUAGCUACAUUAAAAAUAAACUAUGAUUUUAAACUGGA